Molecule: messenger RNA, 1729 nt
Organism: Trifolium pratense (red clover)
Lineage: Eukaryota; Viridiplantae; Streptophyta; Magnoliopsida; Fabales; Fabaceae
Exons: 4
Coding region: 248-1489 (413 amino acids)
Source: RefSeq, a predicted model, not a curated record
UUAAAUUCAUUAUCCAUACUUACGUUGGUUAACGUCAUGGCUUAAUAGAGCAUAUAAGAAAAAUACUGUAAAAACCUUAUUCCAUCUUUUGCUAUAAAUAUUUGUUUCGAGCUUAUCAAUUGAACCAUCGUUUAGUUAUUAAUCGCUAUUGCUACUCGUUGUUAGUCUUUUCUUCCCAGUGUUUGAGAAACAAGGAAAACGUGUGUUUAGAGGUGUGAGAUUGAAACCAAACACAAGCAUUUUAAUCAUGGGGAUUAUCUCUCAAGAAUGGAAGCUUUCAUUGGCAAUACUACUACUAGUACUAGUGUUGUUGAUAGGGACACCAUUCUCAUCAGCUGCUGCUAACAAGACUAAUAAAAAUGUCAAAACAAAUGUUUUUCUGUCACCCAAAAUUGAACUAAGUCCGGGACUUGUUUCAAACAAAAUAUACUAUGACGUUGAAUUUCCAAGAGGUCAUAUUUCACUCAAGAGUUUCAAUGCUGAACUAGUUGAUAAAUCGGGAAAUUCUAUACCUCUCUAUCAAACUUAUCUACAUCAUUGGGUUGUUAUAAGAUACCACCAACCUAAAAAUGUGACACAAAAUAGCCAAGAAGGUAUUACUUUUCUAAGAAAUAAUGGAUUUUGCCAAGAUGAUUCUUUAACACAAUACUAUGGUCUUGGUUCUGAAACAAGAGAUACAGAAACAUAUAUUCCUGAUCCUUAUGGGAUAGAAGUUGGUAAUCCUUCUGAAAUUCCAAAAGGGCAUGUGGAAAAAUGGUUGAUUGUUGUACACGCUAUUGAUACAAGGGGUGUGGAAGAUAGGUUAGGGUGCAAUGAGUGUAAAUGUGAGUUGUAUAAUAUUACAAAAGAUGAAGAUGGUAAGAAUUUAAGUUCAAAUUACAAAGGAGGUUUGCAAUGUUGUCCUGAUGGUAGCAAGUGCAAGUUGAAGAAAGGGUUUUUAGGUCCUAUAGAAAGCAUUUAUUUGAAAUAUACAGUUAAGUGGAUCAAUUGGGAUAGUAACUUUAUGGUGCCUGCAAAGAUUUAUAUAUUUGAUGUGACUGAUACUGUGAAGAUAUCAAAUAAGUCUAAAGCAAUUAGUCUAAAGCAUGAUUGCAAGGUAGAAUAUGAAGUUGAACCUUGCAACAAAAGUAAUUUGAAUGGUAGUGGUUGUGUUGAUGUGAAGAGAACAAGUUUUCCGAUGCAAAGGGGCGGUUAUGUCAUCUAUGGAGUUGGUCAUCAACAUGCAGGUGCAAUUGGAUCAACUCUAUAUGGACAGGAUGGGAAUGUUAUAUGCAAUUCAACCGCAAAAUAUGGAAAUGGGGAGGAAGCAGGAAAUGAGAAAGGGUAUGUUGUAGGAAUGACAACUUGUUAUCCUCGACAAGGCUCUAUCAAGAUAGUUGAUGGUGAAACGUUAACACUAGAGAUUAAGUACAAUAACAACAUAAGACACUCUGGAGUAAUGGGGCUUUUCUAUUUCUUGGUGGUAGAAAAGCUUCCACACCAUGUCUAACAUUCCUAUCAUGUUAGGCCAGAAAAAUUCUAUGGUAGACCAUUUGAUACGGAGUUCAUGGUUAUGAACUUAUGGUAUUUUUUAGAAAUAUAAUUACUUUACAAUCUUUUUCAUUCCAAUAAGUCAGACAGCGAUUUGUUUGUUCAUUUUUCUAUAUUUUUGUCGAAAUGACUCGCCAUCUCAUGAAAACAAUAAUAAUUGUGACUUCCUACUUCAUAGGAGGAAUAUCAAUCAUUUUUU